AUGCGACGAUGUAAUCUUCGACAUCAUGCUGCAGUAGUGCAUUCAGGCAUUGAGAGAUAUGCUUGUCCUUGUGGGUACGCGACUGUACAUCGAAAUACAAUCAUACGGCAUAUGUUGAAGCAUGCAGCCAUAGAUGGAGAGAAGCACUACGAAUUCACGGAUUUGCUAACCCCAGCGGAAGCAGAACGAAUUGAAAAACUCACUGAAGAAUGCUUUCGCGAAUAUAAGACGAUUCCACGCCAUAAUGAGGAACAGAAUGAUGAACUAACGAGAACCUUGGAAUGCCUGGCUAGUGGCGCCAGUGGUGUUGUACAAACUGAGCAAGUUGUACACAACGAAGAAAUGGAA
Molecule: messenger RNA, 348 nt
Organism: Strongylus vulgaris
Lineage: Eukaryota; Metazoa; Nematoda; Chromadorea; Rhabditida; Strongylidae
Source: the annotation of a GenBank genome assembly